GGAACAUUUCCGGCGGUCCAGCACAACUUCCAACCUCCAACCUCCAACUCUCAGCUCCCAACCUCCAUUCCUCUUUUUCUAUUGAAGGCAUAUCGUGAGACGAAGCACUCGUUUCUGUGCCCACCAUGGCGUUGUCUGAGAAAACAGCCCGCGUACUUGACCAAGUCAAAUCGGUAUGUACUGGUACAUGGCUCAAUCCCAAAUCCUAAAUACCACGUUCCAACAUGGCACAUCAGGGCAACCAACCGCGUAUUGGACUGAUUUCGUUGGUGUUUAGGGUCUUUCCAUGCUGUACAUGGUGGAUUAUUUCACGGAAGACGAAUGGAUGAGCAUUGACCUGUGUAUCCACAAGGGAAAAUAUGUUUUUACAGAUGGGCCUCCGAGACAUAUUUUGGACAUGAGCGAUGAUGGUCAGGGCACAGCAACGCCAAUUGGUCUACAGCCGGAGACAAUUGGUUCUUUACGUCUUACUGAGGGGAAGGGAAUUGGGAGGGGGAUUUCACCAGGUACUUCUGCAGAGGAGACAGAUGCUCUUGAUUCUUUUGGGGAUCCAAGCCCGGAGCUGUCCUCACCUCCCUCUUCCACCGAGGAGCCUACGCAGACUCCAGACGAGAAGAUAAUUUCUUGGGCAGAUGAGGUGCAAAAGGAGGAGGAUAAUACAUUUGAGCUAUCUACGGAGAUGUCACGACCUCCACCCACUCCAAAGCCAGUCGAAAUAACGAAGGAAUCCAAUAGACCACUGUUUACUCAAGAACAGUUGGAAGAGGCCAGGGCCCUUAAAGAUCAGUUCACCCGUAAGCCUGGUUCGAAGAAAGUGUCCAGCGCGGCCUCCCACAGUUUAAGAGGAAGCAGCAAAUGGGCCCCGGAAAGCGCAAUUUCAGGAGACCACGAAAGGCAUAGGGUCAACCAGCGGGCAAGAGAUGUCACUGCUCUCCAGACAACACGAAGAACCUCUGUCAGAUCGCUUCAAGAUCCGAAAGUUGCAAGGGCGCUUGCCUCGGUAGUGACUUCCUUGCAAUCAAAAACGUUGGAACUUCAACCAGAAAUGGUAGUGGUCGCUCGAGCCGAUGCAUCAAAAAAAUCCAGCAUAAUCAUGGAGGUGAGAGCUGGCGAUCCAAUCAAAGUGACAAAACAUGUUUCUGGCAUCAUGUACUUCGGGCAAAACUUACGCACUGGAGGCAGUGGGCAAUUUUCGAUGAAUAAUGUUCAACAAAAGAUUCAUCAGGAGGAAUCUGCCCCUUCAGCUGCAUCUUCGUAUGCUGCUUCUAUUCCCGAGCCUCCACCAUCGGAGCCCGAAACGGCGUCCGUUGAUUUAGAGGGGUUUGAGAAGAACAAUGCCGCCCAAUGGAGCGAACCGGCAGCGCCUAAACGCGCUCGAGCAUCACGACCCCCACCAAACCUUGGUGGUUUGGGCGUAUCGAGAUUCGCCUCUUUGGAGGACGAGAUGGCUUCGAGCUCCUGUACAGACAGCGAACAUGGGCUAUCCAGGGAGAUAGCCGCAGACGCCAUGGUAAGCCACCCUCCAUUUCUCCGACUCGAAAAAUCCCCCACUGACCUCACCUCCCCCGCUCUGAACAGCUCCAUACCCAACAACAUCCGGGUACAAAUGCACAAAUGCCUCGUUCUGGGUGGAUUCGCCCGCCGAAAACUAGCUGGAAAGAACCUUUGAAACCAGUAUUGCCACGCAGGGAAACUUGCUCGUAUGUUCACAAUUCUUUUGCCCCCCAAACUCAACAUCCCUUGAUAUAUCGCUUCAUAUUCCGUAUCACUUUACUGACCUUGAGAUUGCAAUCAAAGAUUCUGGGCCACGCCAAAUGUAGGUUGCCGCUUCACAAGCGAAGAAUGCCGUGAUCUGUAAGUGAAAAGAGCGCCCUUGCCUCCGAGACACUUUCAUCAACUUUGGUGAACAUUCUUUGGAAACUCCCAAGAACUGACCACGAGAUCUUGAAAACAGGCACGCCUAUGUGGCACUUCCCCCCGGUCGAGAACCUAGAAACAUCCGCGAUGGAAAACCCACAUGGGGCGCAAUCGCGGAUUACCUCCCUCCCUCGAGUGCGGUUACUUCUCCAUUCAUGACCGGAGGCACCUCCGUCACGGAACAUAGUUCACAAGCCUCUGUUUACGAGGACAGCUGGGUCCAGUCUCCCGCCCCAAGGCCACCUUCGAUUCCCACGUCACCUCGUCCAAUAAGGAGCGGUGUUUCGAAAGCCCCUACGACUUGUCCAUAUUGGGCAGACGGCGGCUGUUAUAAGAGCGAUGAAGAAUGCAGGUAUCAACAUACGUUCACAGAAGUGGGUGUUGCUGAGAAGCCGAAGGGUUCUCAUUUGAGGCCUACAAGAGUCGGUGAAAGGGGAGUCCAAGGCUCAAAAUGGAGUCGUUGGGAUAACCCUUCGCAUCCGGCAAGAAAACCGGAGAACCAGACGUUCAGACCAGCUCUUGGGGGGCACGAAUGGAAAUUAGAGGAGGAAAAGAGGAAAAAGGAAGCUUCAGAGAGGGCUGAGAGAAUUCAGGGCGUUGAUGAGAAGACUCCUUCACCGCUCGAAGGAGUAUUGAAGCAGCAGCCAGGGAAACCACCUGCUUGGGAUCGCUCGGGUGAAGUUGAGCUUGUUGAGUCUGUGAAGACUCCUGAGGUCGAUGCCGAUGGAUGGAUUAUCGCGGCUCAACAGGACUUGAAACAGGAAUUGGGUUGGUAGGCCUGCUAGGCUUGCUGGGAAUUUCUCGAGCUUUUUGUGGACUGCGAGAACGAAAACGAAAUUACAAAUUGAAAGAAAGAAAAGAAAGCUCCUUCUAGAGCUGCCCGAAUUUUUACACUCGACUUAACCCCGAACAUCUCCUCGAACCACCAAACUGGAAGGCAUAUGCUAAUUCCUUUUCAGCCAUGAUGCUCCUCGUUGGCUAGUUUUGAUGGCUCGAAAUUAUUUUUCGCGAAACAAAAUCAAAAUAACAAAAUCGAAUUAUUAUCGUCUGUGUGCGAACGGACCGCUGUGCGUCGUCUGAUGUACACGGACGACUCAUCCUUUGGCGAGGCGAUGGGUGGCCAAUGUUUGAUAUGAUGUGAGAGAAAAAAUGAUGGAAAAAAAGACGUUACGUUCUCGAACUUGCCUGGUAGCAAAAAAGAAUACGUUUUGCACAGGAAAAUGGAGAUGCUUACUCAUCUGAGCACGGAAUUAUUGGUUAGAAAAUAUCUAUCCAGUUAGUUUGAGCAUUAGUGAAUGGUGUGGGAUUAAGUGAUUUGUCUACCUAUUUAGCUAUCACUGGAUGUUUUUUGUCUUUUGGUCUAUGGACUGCUAUGCUAUAGUAUCAUAUGUAAAAACAAGAAAUAUAGACAGAAGAGAAAU
Hymenoscyphus albidus is the source of this 3338-nucleotide messenger RNA. The record is from the annotation of a GenBank genome assembly. NCBI's taxonomy places the organism in Eukaryota, Fungi, Ascomycota, Leotiomycetes, Helotiales, Helotiaceae.